Molecule: messenger RNA, 3264 nt
Organism: Rhinopithecus roxellana (golden snub-nosed monkey)
Lineage: Eukaryota; Metazoa; Chordata; Mammalia; Primates; Cercopithecidae
Gene: CAAP1
Product: caspase activity and apoptosis inhibitor 1
Exons: 6
Coding region: 436-1521 (361 amino acids)
Source: RefSeq, a predicted model, not a curated record
UCCCUAGGUUCUCUUUAUUGUUACAGCGUUAAUAUCUUAAGAUUUGGAGGUAAACGGAAAUGGAGAAUCAGCAACUAUACUUCAACCUUACUGUAAAUUGACAAACACUAACACUAAAAAGUUUCGAAGUUAAAAGGAAGUAAGUUCCACCUUCUAUGCUUUGUAGAGGUAUAAAAACAAAACAAAACAAAACAAACUGACUAGACAGGCUACCCACUACAUACUCCAACCGACCUCAACGACCGGAGGAGGAAGCGCAACCGGUUCUAGCAACUCCCCCGCCACCCUGGCCCAUAACGCUUCACCACGUUCUGUCACGGACGGAAGUGACGCAUAACCUGCGACGGCAGUGCCUGCCGCCCACUGCCGCGGGAGUCGGGUUUCGGUAGCACCAGAGACAGCAGACUUUCCUCCGAUGGUUGCAGCAGAGGGAUCAUGACGGGGAAAAAGUCCUCCCGGGAGAAACGGCGCAAACGUAGCAGUCAAGAGGCGGCUGCGGCGCUCGCGGCCUCGGACAUCGUACCCGCCUUGGCCAGCGGCGGCAGUGGAAGCACUAGCGGCUGCGGGAGCGUCGGGGGCUGCGGGAGCGUCAGCUGCUGUGGGAACGCCAGCUUUAGUGGAAGUGUCACCGGCGGUGGGAGCGGCGGCAGCUGCUGGGGCGGGAGCAGCGUGGAGCGUAGUGAGCGCCGGAAGCGGAGGAGUACCGACUCUUCCAGCGUCUCGGGCUCCUUGCAGCAGGAAACCAAAUAUAUUUUGCCCGCUUUGGAAAAAGAAUUAUUCUUGGCAGAGCACAGUGACCUUGAAGAAGGUGGACUGGACCUGACUGUGUCAUUGAAACCAGUUAGUUUCUAUAUAUCAGACAAAAAAGAAAUGCUUCAGCAGUGCUUCUGUAUUAUAGGAGAGAAGAAGUUACAGAAGAUGCUUCCUGAUGUGUUAAAGAACUGUUCAAUAGAAGAAAUUAAAAAACUAUGCCAGGAACAGUUAGAGCUCCUGUCUGAAAAAAAAAUUUUGAAGAUUCUUGAGGGUGACAAUGGAAUGGAUUCUGAUAUGGAAGAGGAAGCAGAUGAUGGUUCUAAGAUGGGAUGUGAUUUAGUCAGUCAGCAAGACAUCUGUAUAGAUUCUGCUUCAUCCAUGAGAGAGAAUAAGCAACCUGAAGGUUUGGAAUUAAAACAAGGAAAAGGGGAAGAUAGUGAUGUACUCAGUAUAAAUGCAGAUGCUUAUGACAGCGACAUAGAAGGCCCAUGCAAUGAAGAAGCAGCUGCUCCCGAGGCACCAGAAAAUACAGUCCAAAGUGAAGCUGGUCAGAUAGAUGACCUGGAGAAAGACAUUGAGAAAAGUGUGAAUGAGAUUCUAGGACUGGCAGAGUCUAGCCCAAAUGAACCCAAAGCAGCCACCUUGGCUGUUCCUCCACCAGAAGAUGUUCAACCUUCUGCACAGCAGCUGGAGCUGCUAGAACUUGAGAUGAGGGCAAGAGCGAUUAAGGCCCUAAUGAAAGCUGGUGAUAUAAAAAAGCCAGCGUAGGUAUUUAACUUGAGUUUGAAUUUUAGGUGUGUUUGAACAAAGUCACAUCAUUUAAUUUUGUAUCUAAAAUUUAUUUGGGGUCUUAUAUGUUAUUUCUCAUGUAACCCUUAUUAGGUCAACUUAUUUUAGCCCUAAAAUACCUGUGGCUGUUUCUUUUUAUUUUUUAUUUUUUUGACUACUUUUAUAUUAUAGAUGUGUGUUAGUGUCUUAUGAAUUCAUGGCAGUAUAGCUGGAUAGCCUGGAUACUUUGUUAGAUGAGUAUUUAGCUGUGUCUGCAAAUCUUAAAAGCCAUUAGCAAAGAGUCAUGGUAGUUUUUUCUUUAUUUUUAAAUGUUUGGGCACCAAACCUAAAAGCAAAAGAUUGACCAAGCAUGUUUUUGUUAAGGCUACUUAUAUUUUACAAUACAAUAUUAAAUUAUUGCUUUAAAUUUGUUAACAAUUUGAGAAAUUUAGUUUUGCUUAUAUGCACUUUUUAAAUAUAUACUAUUUUGAAGAUUCCUUAUGUAGAUGCAAAUUUCCUAGUUAAAACUGAGUAACAGAGCUCUGAAAUGACUGAGAAAAACUUUUUAUUAAAGGAAGGAAUUAAGGCAAUGUUUUAACAAUGUGGAACUAAUUGCCCAUGUUUAAUUAUAGCAGACAAGCCAUUCUAACAGGUAUUUGAUACCACUGGAUGCAUUAUUCUAGAUUUUUUUCUUUAAUAAAAAUGGAGCAAGUUUUCAUUUACAUUCCAAGCUGUCAGGAAAUGGAGAAUAUUUUAUUAUCUAGGAUUUUAUCUGAUGUAGUUGCUUAAAGAUCUGAUGUGCUAUAAUUUCAUGAAUCAGAAAUAAUAAAAUGCUGUCAUUCUGGACCUGAAGACUUUUGAUACUUUUUCAAAAGCAAAAUUGAUUUCAGGAACCUUUGAUAAGUUGUUAUAAUUAAUCUAAUUUUGUAUAGUUUUUGUAAAUAAAUUACCAUCCUUCCACAAUUAUGGAUGCUUUUAUCCCCCCAUCACUAAUUGCAGUUGUUUGAUACCAAAAUAAAUUUACAUAGAGAUCCUUAACUUAAAAUAAAUUAAUUUUUUCAAAAAACAUAAAUCUCGAACUGUUGUUUCUAUAUUUGAUAACGAAUACAUUGUAUUUUAUUUAUCAGCCGUGGUCUACUGAUACUAUAUGAGGAUUUUCCUUAUAUAUAAAAGUUGCAGGGAUUGUAUUUUAUUUAGCUGCUUUAAUUAUGUUAAUUUUUUUAAGGAUUUUAAAAUGGAAAUAGAGGACAUUUAUGAAACGUUGGAAUUGCAGUUAUAAAUUCUUUUUGUUGUUGUUGUUCCUGAACAUGCCUUGGAAUAAUUCUACCAUUUUUUCCCCUCCGUAAAUAUUUCUAAUAAAGCAUAGAAGAAGCCUAAUGAUUUUAAAUGCUUCUCUUAGACUGGUAAACAGAUUUGAGUUAUGAGUUUCAUUGCUAUUACUUCAAGACGAAAAGACAUUGAUACAAUUUUUCUAUUUCAACUUAAAGUAAUAGUUAAUAUGCUAAAGUAGUACGGAAUAAACUUUAUUGCUGCUUACUAAUUACAAAAUACUGUAGAUGGCAUCUGUAUGAUUAAACAUAUAAGGUAAAAAAGGCCUGAGGGCUUUGUAGAUGAUUAAAGUCUCCACCUUCAUGAAGCAUUGUGUGUCUGUUCUACUCUAUGCAGAAUGGUUUACAGGACAUUUGACUGGAGUGGAUAUGUGUGAGGUAGAAUGAACAGAACAAAUUAGAGUCUUCUUAAUUC